Molecule: messenger RNA, 1385 nt
Organism: Eruca vesicaria subsp. sativa (arugula)
Lineage: Eukaryota; Viridiplantae; Streptophyta; Magnoliopsida; Brassicales; Brassicaceae
Source: the annotation of a GenBank genome assembly
CGGCGUGUGAUGGAGACGAACCCUAGCUCUUGUGAACAAAAUCAAACAGAGAUGGCGGAAGAAGCAGCUAACGUACAGGCCAAGGCAUCGAAAGCCAAGGACAUACGUCACUACCUAUGCCAGUAUUGCGGAAUCAGCAGAUCCAAAAAGUAUCUCAUCACUUCACACAUAAAUUCUCAUCACAAGAUGGAAGUUGAAAUGGAAAGAGACGAUGAAGCUUGUGAGGUUGAUGAAGGAGAAGAAUCCUCUGGUAAACAUAGUUGCCAGGAGUGUGGUGCUGAGUUCAAGAAACCUGCUCACUUGAAGCAGCAUAUGCAGAGUCAUUCACUCGAGAGACCUUUUGAGUGCUAUGUGGAUGAUUGUACUUCUAGUUAUAGGAGAAAGGAUCAUCUCAAUAGGCAUCUUCUUACCCAUAAAGGGAAGCUCUUCAAGUGUCCUAAGGUGAAUUGCAAGAGUGAAUUCUCAGUACAGGGAAACAUCAGCAGGCAUGUUAAGAAAUAUCAUAGUAAUGAAGAUGAGAACAAAGAUGAUACUUGUAAUGGUGAUACUAACAAGGAAGAUACUGGUAUUGGAGAAUGUUCAUCUGGCCAGAAGAAGAUUGUCUGCAAAGAAGUUGGUUGUGAAAAGGCCUUUAAGUAUCCUUCACAGCUACAAAAGCAUCAGGAUUCUCAUGUGAAACUGGAUUCUAUCGAGGCUUUUUGUUCGGAGCCUGAGUGCAUGAAAUACUUUACAAACGAGGAAUGUCUCAAGGCACACAUAAGAUCCUGCCAUCAGCACAUCAACUGCGAGAUAUGCGGUUCUAAGCAGUUGAAAAAGAACAUCAAAAGACACUUACGGACUCAUGAAGAAGAUUCAUCACCAGGAGAAUUCAAGUGUGAAGUUGAGGGUUGCUCUUCAACAUUCUCUAAGGCUUCUAAUCUUCAGAAACACACUAAAGCAGUGCACGAGGAUAUCAGACCCUUUGUAUGUGGAUUUACAGGUUGUGGCAUGAGAUUUGCUUACAAACAUGUCAGAAACAACCAUGAGAAGUCUGGAUCCCACAUUUAUACCUGCGGUGAUUUUGUUGAAGCCGAUGAAGAUUUCACAUCAAGACCAAGAGGUGGAGUAAAGAGAAAGCUAGUUACAGCUGAAAUGCUGAUACGGAAGAGAGUCAUGCCUCCUCAGUUUGAUGCAGAAGAACACGAGACUUGCUAGUUAUUAGGCACUAAGCAAAGAUGGUUUCAUUGUGUGUGAAGUUUGCGUGUGUUUUAUUUGUCUUUAUAAGAAAAUAUAGAGCAUAGUAGUAGGUGUGUAAAAGGUAAGGUUAUGGUAUACAUAUUUGACACUUUAGAACUCUAAAGACAGAUCUCUCUUUCGUCUAUAUUCUUUUCAUAGUUCAAACUUCG